This is a messenger RNA of Eublepharis macularius, 519 nucleotides long. RefSeq lists its product as uncharacterized. NCBI's taxonomy places the organism in Eukaryota, Metazoa, Chordata, Lepidosauria, Squamata, Eublepharidae. The coding region runs from base 1 to 519 and encodes 172 amino acids. The record is from RefSeq and is a predicted model, not a curated record. Gene Ontology annotation, molecular function: calcium ion binding. Gene Ontology annotation, cellular component: centrosome; centriole. Gene Ontology annotation, biological process: mitotic cell cycle; nucleotide-excision repair; centriole replication. The transcript has 5 exons.
AUGGCGGCAUCUGGGUAUAAAAGACGUAGCUUGGGUUCUGUCACACGGAAAAAAAGUGGAUUGAAACACGAACUGUCUGAAGAGCAAAAGCGGGAGAUCAGAGAGGCUUUUGAUUUGUUCGAUACAGAUGAAUCUGGAAGCAUUGACGUGAAAGAACUGAAAGUGGCACUGCACGCUCUUGGCUUUGAACCAAAGAAAGGAGAAAUUAGGAAAAUGGUAGCAGAGAUUGGCAAAGAUGACCGUAGCUUCAUAAAUUUUGAAGAAUUUUUGGCCAUGAUUAUGCAAAAAAUGAGCGAAAAAGAUAACAAACAAGAAAUCUUGAAAGCUUUCCAAUUAUUUGACACUGAUGGAACAGGAAAGAUUUCCUUUCAAAAUCUAAAGGCAGCUACUAGUGAACUUGGAGAAGAUAUAUCAGAUGAAGAACUUCAGGAAAUGAUAGAAGAAGGUGAUCGUGAUGGUGAUGGAGAAAUAAACCUGCAAGAAUUCUUGAGAAUCAUGAAAAAGUCCAAUUUAUAUUAA